Molecule: messenger RNA, 1524 nt
Organism: Fonsecaea erecta
Lineage: Eukaryota; Fungi; Ascomycota; Eurotiomycetes; Chaetothyriales; Herpotrichiellaceae
Exons: 1
Coding region: 1-1524 (507 amino acids)
Biological process (GO): carbohydrate transport; transmembrane transport
Cellular component (GO): membrane
Molecular function (GO): carbohydrate:proton symporter activity
Source: RefSeq, a predicted model, not a curated record
AUGGGCUCUUUCAACGUCGGUCUCUUCCCUUCUUUGAAGGGCUAUCCUCUCCAAAUCUCCAUCAUGUUCACUUCCGCCAUGGCUUUCCUCCUAUUUGGGUACGACCAGGGCGUCCUGGGCGGUCUCAUCACCACGCCCGAGCUGCUUGGCGGGCUCGGAGUGUCGCCCAAUGAUGCCAACCUCCAGGGAACCAUCGUCGCCAUUUACGACAUUGGUUGCUUCGUCGGCUCAGCCAUCUGUGCUGUGGUCGGACACAAACUGGGUCGUCGCAUCUACAUCGCCAUUGGGUCCCUCCUGCUCAUUCUUGGAGCCGGCUUGCAGGCCGGUGCGCACGGAACCGGAACCCUCAUUGGAGGCAGAGUCGUAGGCGGCAUCGGCAUGGGAUUCACCACGGCCGCCGUCCCCGUCUGCGUCGCCGAGUGCUCGCAGCCCCAUGUGCGUGGCGGAUUGGUCACCACGCAGAUCUCGAUUGUGAUUUUUGGCAUCGUGAUAGCCUACUGGCUGGACUACGGGACGAUCGCGAACCUGUCUGGCCAGAUUGUGUGGCGAUUCCCACUUGCGUUUCAGGCAGCGUUUUGCGUGCUGUGUUUGCUAGGUCUUCCUUUCCUCCCCGAGUCUCCUCGGUAUUUGUACUCUCAUGGCUAUCUCGAAGACGCAGAUCAGAUUGUCGCCCGGAUAUAUUCAGUCCCAGAUCAUCACCCUACUGUCGUCAACGUGCGAAGGGAGACCUUGGAAGCUCUCGCCGCGGAGAAAGAGUACAAGAUUCGUUGGGCAGACAUAUUCUGGGACACGUCCAACUUGAACACGGCCUGGCGUGUGUGGCAGGGUGUAAUCAUCAUGGUGCUCCAGCAAAUGGGCGGCCCAAAUCUCAUGGGAUACUAUUCCACGCUCCUGUUCACACGCAGUCUCGGCAUGAGCGAACACCAGGCGGCUUUGGCCUCAGGAGGAUCGUCCAUGGUCAUGUGGGGGGGCACCAUCUUUUGUGCUGUCACCGUGGACCGGCUCGGUCGCCGCACGCUGUUCCUCGUGGGUGGCUUGACGCAGUUGAUCAUGAUGGUGCUGUACACGACGGGCUUGGGUGUUGCCAGCACGACCACCCUGCGCAUGUCGACGGUAUGCAUCUUCCUGUACAACUUCUUUUUCGGGGCCAGCUGGUGCAGCGUGCCAUUCACGUACAUCCCGGAGAUCCUGCCUCUGCACGCCCGCGCCUUCGGCACGGCCAUUGCCGUUGGCGUCGAGUGGCUCAUGACCUUUAUCAUCGUCAAGGUCGGGCCCAUUGGCAUCUCGAACACCGGCUGGAAAUUUUACCUCCUGUUCUGCGUCGGCCUCUCGCUGCAGGUCUUGUUUGCGCUGUUCUGCAUCAAGGAGACCAAAGGCAUUCCUCUCGAGGAGGUCGACGCGCUCUUCGCCAAGAAAUCGACUCGGAAUGAUCUUCGUGCCCGCUUGACAGGGACCAUGCCCGAAGCCAAGAGCUCUCAUGUGGUGGAGGUCGAGAUGGAGGAGCACGAGAAGAGCGCUGUCUAG